AUGGCUUUUUGUUUUGGUUCAUUCUUUUCGAAGUACGCUUCAUCCAAAUCAGGUUCUCAGGCAAGGUACCGUUUUCUUCAUUCCUCGGCUAAAAUUGCUGCCGGCGCCACCGGUGCAUUGCUUUUGGGCGGUGCCACCGUGGCCUUAUGUUAUUUUCCCUCGGGACGAAAGGUCACGGAGGCACCGCCGUUUGAUGUGAACUCACUAAGAAGGGACAUUGAAGAAAUACUCUCCGAGGAUAUGUCUAAAGGGCCUCUUUUUGUGCGACUCGCGUGGCACGAGGCUGGAUCAUGGGACUGCCGGAAAAAGGAUGGGAGUCCUAAUUCCGCUUCGAUGCGAUUUCACCCAGAGUGCAGCUAUGCCGGCAACAAAGGGCUUGAUAAAGGACGAAAUGCGCUGGAAUCGCUCAAGAAAAAGUACCCGAAAAUUUCAUACGCCGAUUUAUGGUCCUUCGCAGCGGUGGUGUCGAUUGAGGCGAUGGGUGGCCCGGAGAUUCCGUGGCGGUGGGGGCGCGUGGAUGCAAAGGACGGCAGCGUUUGUGGCCCCGAUGGGCGUCUCCCUGACGCGUCCAGGAUGCAGGAUCACGUGCGGGAUGUCUUUUCACGUCUUGGCUUUAAUGAUGAAGAAACUGUUGCCUUGAUCGGGGCCCACACAUGUGGUGAGUGCCAUCUGGAGAACACGGGCUACGUGGGUCCGUGGACGCACGACAAGUAUGGCUUUGACAACUCCUUUUUUACGGAGCUUUUUGGCAACGAGUGGAUGCUGAACCCCAAUGUGAAGAAAAUGCAGUUCAUGGACAAAACCACUAACCGCCUUAUGAUGCUGCCCGCUGAUGUUUCCAUUCUUCUGGACGACAAGUAUCGUUCCAUCGCGAAGAAGUACGCGGACGACAAUGAUUAUUUUUGCAACGCCUUCAGCAAGGCUUAUCAGAAGUUGCUUGAGGUUGGAACCACCGAUCUCAAGUCUCUCCCAGCAGAGUCAAAAUAG
Trypanosoma cruzi is the source of this 987-nucleotide messenger RNA. RefSeq names its product ascorbate-dependent peroxidase, putative. Bases 1 to 987 code for a protein of 328 amino acids. Gene Ontology annotation, biological process: cellular response to oxidative stress; hydrogen peroxide catabolic process; response to reactive oxygen species. Lineage: Eukaryota; Euglenozoa; Kinetoplastea; Trypanosomatida; Trypanosomatidae. Gene Ontology annotation, molecular function: peroxidase activity; heme binding. The record is from RefSeq and is a predicted model, not a curated record. The transcript has a single exon.